AUGCUCGUUCUUUUUUUUUUUGCAACAACUGACAACUAUCUAGUAAUGCAAACAACAGUCAACUGGUAUACCUAUGGUUCCAAUUCCACAAUAAAUGAUGUUACUUAUAGCUUGGCUUCAGUUUCACCAAAGAAAUCCUUGGAAUGUGAAUUGACUAUUGAAUUUCUUAAAAUAAUCUACAUCAUUGAUGAAGCUCCAUACGAUUCAUGGCAAAAAACCAUCGAUUCCUGCCAAACAAUCUACCAAUCUUUCGAACGAAUAUCAGGAAUACUCAUAAACCAACCAAAUUUAGAAAAUAAUGUAGCUAAUUUCGUAAAAAACAAUCGACUCAAGUACAUUCUUGAAAAUGUUAUACUUGAGAGUUUAAAGUCACAAAUUUCAAAAUGGGAUAUAUUAGUGCACAUUAAUAAUUUGUAUCCGGUAUCUUCACUUAUCGAAAUAGUCUAUGACUGGUCAAUCAUUUAUUCUGUUAAUAUCGAUGAAGAAUUAUCCAUAGUUCUAUUAUGCACAUUUCAGGUCUACAGAAAUAUUGAAGAUGAAAAAUAUAAACUGGAACUUAUGGUUAAGGAAAUCAAGCAAAGACACAGAAACCCAGGAAUACAAGGAAGAAAUGUUAACAAGGUUAUUUUAUUAAUUUUGGGUAAAGUAAAACCAACAUUCAUUUUCUUUGAACUUAUCAAACAGCUGAUAUUGUAUGCAAAAACAGAAUGUGAGAUUAACCAUUUAAUUCAAGAUUUUGCAACACUACUGGAUAAUCUAAAACAAACUGUUAAUCAAGAAAAUGAUAUUGGGUUAACAAAGAUAAAGUUAUCAAUUCAGGAGAUUAUUAUUAUUAUAUUAAAAUCAUCGUAUGAAAAGAUAAAUAGGAUAUGUUUCCAGCAAGUUCAAUCAGAUUACGAGAGUAUUUUUCAGACUUUGCUGACUGCUUAUCAAUCUCAACUUGCCAGUUCUACAAUGGUCCAAAAUUCUGACAUACAACCAUUCAUUAAUGACUAUAAUAACAAUCCAAAUCCAAGCUUAAACAGAGAAGACGCAGCAGAAUGGAUUAAUAAUGUAUUUUGCAAUUCAGAAAAUGUUGAAGAUGAUGACGAUUAUUUUGAACCUGAGUUCGAAUUGCCAAAAAUAAUGACAGAAGGUGGUAACUCUUUGGCAAAGCCUCACAGGAUAUCAUUAACUGAACAUGUUAAACGGUUAACACUGAGGGGAACUCCAAAAGACAAAUCAAAAUGGCAUUUCUGGAGAUUUGCAAAAAACAAAAGACCUUAA
Molecule: messenger RNA, 1266 nt
Organism: Candida dubliniensis CD36
Lineage: Eukaryota; Fungi; Ascomycota; Pichiomycetes; Serinales; Debaryomycetaceae
Exons: 1
Coding region: 1-1266 (421 amino acids)
Source: RefSeq, a predicted model, not a curated record